AUGCUUUGUAAAUUCAUCGUCGCCGUGAUUGCCAUGGCCAGCACCGCGCUUGCUGGCUUUGAUAUCAGGACAGGACAGACUGAGUGGUGGUAUACCGACGACGCAGAGUCCACGUCCAUCGCCAACGCAAUGUCGAAAGCUAUCGGCAGCUAUGAAGCCGCCUUAUCAACCCAGUCUGAUGUGAGGAGCGCGCAGGGCGCCUUUUACACAUAUGCACGCACUCGCGAUGGUAUUCCAGAGAUCGCCACAGCGACAGGGACAGAUUAUACACGCUUUACUACACUUCCCGAUUGGUACACAGCCAUGCCACCAGAGGCUCUGAGUGUCUUCGAGAGCGUACGGAAAGAGGAGGACAAGAUCUGGUCGAGCGUUGUACCCAAGGCUGCACGAACAAGUGGUAGUCAGGGUGCGGCACCGCAAGCAACCGGUGUAGGCAUCUACGCCCAUGGUGCUAUUGCUGUUGUUGUAGGAGCUGUUGCUGCUGUAUUGUAA
Molecule: messenger RNA, 492 nt
Organism: Boeremia exigua
Lineage: Eukaryota; Fungi; Ascomycota; Dothideomycetes; Pleosporales; Didymellaceae
Exons: 3
Coding region: 1-492 (163 amino acids)
Source: RefSeq, a predicted model, not a curated record